AGCAGUCUUGGAUAGAGCAGACAGCCUCACGGCUCUGCUCGAGAUAAUGGACAAGUACGAGAAGGUGAUGUGUUUGGGCCGAGGAGCAUCAGGAGAAGUUUUCCUGAUGAGACACGUUGAGUCAGAGGGACUGCAUGCAGUGAAGAGGAUCAAACUGGAGAGCACACGGACACAGAGGGCUGUUAUUCAAGAGGCGGAGAUCAUUAAAAAGCUGAAGCAGCCUCACAUAGUGCACUGCAGCGAGGCUUUUGUGAGCCCCGAUGACGGCUUUAUUUAUAUUGUGAUGGACUACUGCGAUGGAGGGACAUUAGAUGACAGAGUCCAAGAGAGGAAACCGAACGACUUCUUCACGGAGAGUACGGUCAUGGGCUGGUUUGUGCAGGUCGCUCUGGCUGUGAGUUACAUACAUGAAGUGAAAAUACUUCACAGAGACAUCAAAACCUCAAAUGUGUUGCUCACAAAACAAGGCGUGGUGAAGUUGGGUGACUUUGGGGUAUCCAGAGUGAUGACCAACACAGCUGACAUGGCCUCCACAUGUGUGGGAACUCCCUAUUACCUGAGCCCAGAACUCUGCCAGGAUGUGCCUUACAGCUCCGAGUGCGACAUCUGGGCUCUGGGCUGCCUGCUCUAUGAGAUCUGUGCUCUCACGCCUCCAUUCGCAGCCUCCAACCUCCUCAGUCUCUACUGCAAGAUCACCAAAGGAGAGUACGAACCGGUGCCUGAACUUUACUCUCCAAACAUCUCUUCUUUAAUCCAGAGAAUGUUAAACAUUCAACCCCAAAACAGGCCGAGUGCUGCCCGUAUAGUUGACAGCACCUUUGUGCAAGAUCACUUACGGCACGUUCAGUGUAACUAUACGCUGAAUAAUGAGGAUGAUGUGGAAGAGGGCUGUAUCUGUGCUGGUGGCCAGAGUCCCUGCGGCUGCACCUACCCUGAUGAUUUUGAUGAGGAUGAGGAGCGAAAUUCUUCAUUGGAGGAACAAAGCCAACAAUCGUUCUUAUCAACAAGGAGACACUCUGCCGAGUGCCUCGUUUUUUUACAGUGUUGCCAAGACAUUGAGGACCAAGUGGAGUAUCCGGAUGACUUUGAGGAAGAUGAGGAAAAGGACGAGUGUGCAGGCGUGUCAUAUGCAAAUCACAUUCCCGCUUUCGACCACGAUGAUUCCCUGGAUGAGUUUCAGCUCUGCGAUGCAGGAGGAAUGGUCGUCACACUGAAGGCUUUGAAGGAAACGGGCUAAAAAUGUAUUUUUGAACAGACGGGAAUGUUUGGGUACAUGCUCUUCAUCAUGAAAAGGGCCUUUCAGGGCAGAGUCUCUUUCCAGAACGUAUGUGGCUGCAUUGUUGCUGUUCUAACACUUGCUGGAGCCAAACAUACCCGACCAUGAGCGCAGUUGUGUUCAGAGGAUCAAUGGACAACUGUCAUUUGGCCAUUGACUCGGGUUUUAUUAGGACCAGGAUUAAAUCUGUAUGCAUGCGUGGCUGAAAAAAAAAAUGAA
This is a messenger RNA of Hippocampus comes (tiger tail seahorse), 1495 nucleotides long. It is a transcript of the gene nek12, whose product is annotated as NIMA-related kinase 12. Gene Ontology annotation, molecular function: ATP binding; protein kinase activity. The transcript is spliced from 2 exons. The record is from RefSeq and is a predicted model, not a curated record. Lineage: Eukaryota; Metazoa; Chordata; Actinopteri; Syngnathiformes; Syngnathidae. The coding region runs from base 47 to 1237 and encodes 396 amino acids. Gene Ontology annotation, biological process: protein phosphorylation.